AUGAUUGCUACACCUAUUAGAUUAGCUAAGAGUGCGUAUGAGCCAAUGAUCAGGUUCGUCGGUGCAAGACACCCUGCAGUGAAACACGCACCCGAGAUCAUUGUUCAUCCAUGUGCUACCAAUGGUAUGUUACCUGGUAGUAAAGACUGUAUUUCAGUGAGUAAAUUCAUGGAAAACUAUAAACCUUUCCGUGUGGUGCCAGUAAACCGGAGUGUCAGCGCUAGUCCCAGCGCUGCAAAGACCUCCGCGUUCGUAAACAGAGCAUUGGGUAAAGAUGAGCUUGCAUCCAUUUUCGAAUUACCUGCCAGGUUCCAGUUCAAGCCCAUUGGUGAAAAGGAAUUAGAAACUAUAAACAGUGGUGGAGCAUGGUGA
This is a messenger RNA of Saccharomyces eubayanus, 372 nucleotides long. RefSeq names its product alpha-ketoglutarate dehydrogenase subunit KGD4 (gene KGD4). NCBI's taxonomy places the organism in Eukaryota, Fungi, Ascomycota, Saccharomycetes, Saccharomycetales, Saccharomycetaceae. The record is from RefSeq and is a predicted model, not a curated record. Gene Ontology annotation, biological process: 2-oxoglutarate metabolic process. The transcript has a single exon. The coding region runs from base 1 to 372 and encodes 123 amino acids.